CUCUUUGACACCACCGUCAACAUGGGCAGCAUGGGCCUUCCAUGCAAGGAUUCCGCAGACCUAUACCUGGUCGAAGCAACACCAGAAGAAAGUCAUGCACAACUUAUCUCCAAUAGUCUCGAAUGGAGGGGACCAUUGAACCUGGAGCAAUACAUUCAACGUGAGACGCUUGCCGAGCAGGAACUCGAACAGGACGGUUUGACGAGAUGGAUGCUCGUGUACCAGCCUAAUGCCAACGGACCUCGACAAGUGCUCUGCGGCUGUGAAACAUUCAAGAAGAAGGCGCUGGUGGGCAAGGACGGCACGGUGGAGGAUGUGACUAGCCACGGUAUUGGCUCUGUCUUCUGUCCUCCUGAAUUUCGAGGCAAAGGCUAUGCUGGCAGGAUGAUCACGGAUCUGGGCGAGCGAUUGAAGACCUGGCAGGUCGAAGAAGGAAAGCAGUCACCGUUCAGCAUUCUUUACUCGGAUAUUGGAAAGGACUUCUAUCGAAUUCGAGGCUGGCAACUUUUCCCUUCUGCGCAUGUGACUCUCCCGUCGAGAGUAGUCGAAGUCCCUGCGAAUGUCAAGCUACUGCAGAGCGAAGACCUACCAGAGCUGUGCAUGAUGGACGAGAAGCUUCUCCGCAAAGCAGUUGGCGAGUCAACAUCUGGCAAGACGAAAGUCGCACUGGUACCAGGCCAUGGCACUUUACUAUGGCAUCUCUCCAGGCAGAAAACCGUCGCCAACACCUUGUACAAGAAGACACCAUCAAUUCACGGAGCCAUGGUCGGAGACACCCCCGGCUCCAGAGUGUGGGCAUACUGGACACGAGUCUGGGCUGGUCCUGAAGAAGAAUCUCCUAGUACCCUGCACAUUCUACGUCUUGUCAUUGAAGACGAGUCCUUCUCUGACUUCACCGCAGCAUCACCGGAAGGCGUUGCAAAGCUGCAAGACUCCCAGGUUGUGCGCGACAUCGAUGCCAUUUUCCAAGUAGCACAGACCGAAGCAUAUAAGUGGGACAUGGGAGAAGUGCUCCUUUGGAAUCCUUCAUCUGCGGCACUGGCUGCAGCACAACGCAUCGAGUCGAGCGCUGAGGUGGUUCAUCGCGAGAAGGAGAGUAUUGCGAGUCUGCGAUGGUAUGGGAGCGGGUCUUGGGAGGAUGUUCAAUGGCUGGCGAACGAGAAGUAUGGGUGGUGCUGAGAGAGUAUCGAGCGAAGUGACAGGAGGCUAUCACGACCUGGCCAGCCAACCACAACGCUUCCACGUCCGUUGC
Molecule: messenger RNA, 1252 nt
Organism: Zymoseptoria tritici IPO323
Lineage: Eukaryota; Fungi; Ascomycota; Dothideomycetes; Mycosphaerellales; Mycosphaerellaceae
Exons: 1
Coding region: 22-1179 (385 amino acids)
Source: RefSeq, a predicted model, not a curated record